Alternaria alternata is the source of this 360-nucleotide messenger RNA. RefSeq lists its product as hypothetical. Lineage: Eukaryota; Fungi; Ascomycota; Dothideomycetes; Pleosporales; Pleosporaceae. The record is from RefSeq and is a predicted model, not a curated record. The transcript has a single exon. The coding region runs from base 88 to 285 and encodes 65 amino acids.
ACAGCGUUGCUGCCAGUUCUUAUAUAUGAGGCUGAUUCCAGCAACAUACAAACAACUUGCGUGGAAGAAGUAGAAGCAGGAAAACAUAUGGUCUUGCCUGGCUCCAGCAGAUAUAUGAGCGCUUCGCAGCAGACAAAGCUCAAAAAAAAGGACUGCUCAUUGCUUGAAGAUAGCCAUAGUAGCCACCUAACAGAAGAAGUUCUAGUGUACUGCCAUAAACAUGAAAUAUCAUUAGGUACCUAUCCACUUCACAAUACUACACGCUGCAGCGGCUCGAUGUGGUGAUGUUCAAGCAUCUCAGCUCCCAUUCUACUGAUGACUUACCUGUGCAAGAUACGUGUACAAGCAUUCUUCGAGAGA